AUGCUGGCCCUGAGAAACGUAAAAAAAAUGUUUGCUGUUUUUGACGAGUCAGGGAUUUCUAUUGCAGUGUGUUGGCACUGUUUUGUGCUUCUGGCUUGCGAUAUGGUUCAAAGGCAAUACCCAUUGGCUCUUCUCAAUCAUUUGAUGUCUGUCUUAGGUAAAAAUGGCGGUUGCACUUAUGAUAUCGGGUGUGCUUUUGCAAAGACUCUGGCAAACAGCAGUUUGGGAUCCUGUGCCAUCAGCCUCAAUUUGCAGAUGAUGGUAGGUGCUUUCCAUGGGCAUGCUCAUAACCGACACUGCCAAUUGGACUGGCACCUGAUGUAUAUUGACAGCACUGGUCAUAAGGAGGGCAAGGGGUGUGAACAUGUGUUCGCUGUAGAAAAUACAACUUAG
Molecule: messenger RNA, 393 nt
Organism: Suillus bovinus
Lineage: Eukaryota; Fungi; Basidiomycota; Agaricomycetes; Boletales; Suillaceae
Exons: 2
Coding region: 1-393 (130 amino acids)
Source: RefSeq, a predicted model, not a curated record